AUGGGUCACCGCCUGUCUGAUGAUGAGGAUUAUGAAUCCUUUCACGAUGACGAUGAUAGCUACGAUUCCGAUAGGGGCUCCAACUACAAUGACGCCAUUGAUGAGAAAAUGUGGCGUGCGGCCUGCUGGAUAGUAAUUGAUUCCUAUUUCGACGAGAAGGGUCUGGUGCGUCAGCAAUUGGACAGCUUUGAUGAGUUUCUGCAAGUGUCUAUUCAGCGCAUUAUCGAAGGAUCUCCAACAGUUGAAAUGCAAAGCACUCCGCAGCACGAGACAAUGGAGAAGGAACCGAUCACCACGUAUUCUCUGAGAUUCGGCCAAAUAUAUCUAUCGAAGCCGACGCAUUGGGAAAAAGAAGGCGCUCCCAGCCCGCUGAUGCCCAAUGAGGCCCGGUUGCGCAAUCUGACGUACUCGGCGCCUCUCCAUGUUGAUAUUUGGAAAACCAAAACGGAGGAGGGAGAAGAACCGGUAGAGACCUUGUAUCAGCGCACUUAUGUGGGUCAAAUACCGGUGAUGCUGCGCUCCGCCUACUGUCUGCUCACGAGCCUCACGCACAACGAUCUGCAGCAGCUGGGUGAGUGCCCCCUUGAUCCUGGCGGCUAUUUUAUCGUAAAUGGCUCGGAAAAGGUGUUGAUUGCUCAAGAGAAAAUGGCGACCAACAACGCGUACGUAUUUCGUACCAAGGACACCAGAUAUGUAUACAAGACGGAGGUGCGCUCUUGUCUAGAGUGCAGCUCGAAGCCCACUUCGACGUUGUGGAUCAAUUUGACGGCCAACAGCCCAGCUAAUGUGAAGAAACUGAUCUUUGGACAGCGAGUUGUGGCCGUGCUGCCAUAUAUAAAGCAAGAGGUGCCCAUUAUCGUGUUGUUUCGAGCCAUGGGCUUAAUGGCGGAUCGAGAUAUCCUAGAGCAUAUUAUUAAUGACUUUGACGAUGCUGAAGUGCUAGAAGCACUCAGGCCCUCAAUACAAGACGCCUUUGUGGUGCAAUCACAGGAGGUGGCUCUCAACUUUAUUGGCACGCGUGGGGUGCGUCCUGGGGUCAGCAAGGAGAAGCGCUUAGAGUUCGCUCGCAAGAUUGUGGAGAAGGAAGUGUUGCCUCAUGUGGGCAUAACAAAUACUGCCCUACCUUUGAAGAUCUACUUUGUGGGCUAUAUGGUGCAUAAGUUGCUGAUGGUCUCGCUGGGUCGUCGCGAGCUAGACGAUCGUGACAACUAUGCCAAUAAGCGUUUGGAUCUGGCAGGGGCUUUGCUCGCUUUGCUCUUUCGCACGCUGCUCAGAAAUCUCCAGAAGGAGAUACGCAUGUAUGCCCAAAAGUUUCUAGACAAAGGUCGCGACUUUAACAUGGAACUGGCAGUUAAAACGAGCAUUAUAACCGAUGGCCUUCGUUAUGCUCUAGCCACUGGCAAUUGGUCUGAUCAGCGCAAGUCUGCACAGUCACGCUCCGGCGUCUCACAGGUGCUGAAUCGUCUAACCUAUGUGUCGACUCUAUCCCAUUUGCGGCGCGUUAACUCGCCGAUUGGCAGAGACGGAAAGCUGGCCAAGCCCCGACAGCUGCAUAACACGCUCUGGGGUAUGUUAUGCCCAGCCGAGACACCCGAGGGCGUAGCUGUUGGCCUGGUUAAGAAUAUGGCGCUCAUGGCUUAUGUCACCGUUGGAUCCGACCCUUCCGUCAUUCUGGAGUUUUUGGAUGAAUGGUCCCUGGAGCAUUUGGCUGAUAUACCUCCCAUGUCUGUGCUGUCGGGCACUAGAUUUUUUCUUAAUGGCGCCUGGAUCGGUGUACAUCGAUCGCCCGAUCUACUAGUUGAGUGUUUGCGGACGAUGCGACGUCGCCAGGAUGUGAUUCUAUCGGAGGUCUCCAUCACCUAUGACAGCUAUGAGGGCGAGAUACGCAUACAGACCGAUGCAGGACGUAUCUGUCGGCCGCUACUGAUCGUAGAAAAUAACCAAUUGAAGCUGAAGCGGACGCACGUUGAACAGUUGACAGAUCGUGCUGAGAGUGGCGGCUCCUGGGACAAUCUCUUGGCAAAUGGGAUAAUCGAGUUUAUUGAUACCCAGGAAGAGGAUACUUGCAUGAUUGCCAUGUGUCCGUCAGACCUGGCCUAUCCCGAAAUGUGUAACUCGUACACGCACUGUGAGAUCCAUCCAUCGAUGAUAUUGGGCGUGUGUGCCUCAAUUAUUCCAUUUCCCGACCACAAUCAGAGUCCACGUAAUACCUAUCAAAGUGCAAUGGGCAAACAGGCCAUGGGGGUGUAUGUGACCAACUACCUUAUGCGCAUGGAUACAUUGGCCCAUGUGCUGUACUAUCCGAUGAAGCCGCUUGUCACUACACGCUCCAUGAAGUAUCUACGUUUUGCAGAACUGCCAGCCGGCAUAAAUGCCAUUGUCGCCAUUCUCUGCUAUACUGGCUACAAUCAGGAGGACUCUAUAAUAUUGAAUGCAAGCGCCGUGGACCGCGGCUUUCUGCGCUCCGUAUUCUAUCGCUGCUAUCAGGAUCAAGAGCGGAAGCACUCAGCGAAUCAGGAUGAACGUUUUGAGAAGCCCGAAUUUGGCAUUUGCAAAGGCAUGCGUCGGGCUUUCUAUGACAAGCUUGAGGAAGAUGGUCUCAUUGCGCCUUGCACACGCGUUUCUGGAGACGACGCCAUAAUUGGCAAGACAAUCACUCUUAUUGACGAAACCGAAUCAAAUGGGGAGGGAGGCACAGGAUGGACCUACGUCAAACGCGACGCUUCCACAUUUCUACGCAACACCGAGACUGGCAUUAUCGACAAAGUAAUGCUGUCCGUUAGUAGCGAUGGCCAUAAGUUCUGCAAGAUUCGUGUGCGCUCCGCUCGCAUUCCCCAAAUAGGUGACAAAUUCGCUUCGCGUCAUGGCCAGAAGGGCACCUGCGGCAUUACGUACCGCCAGGAAGAUCUGCCAUUCACCAACGAAGGCAUUACACCCGACAUCAUUAUUAACCCGCAUGCUAUUCCCUCCCGCAUGACCAUUGGCCAUCUGAUCGAGUGUCUGUUGGGUAAGCUGUCUGCCUGCACGGGCGAUCUUGGCGAUGCCACACCCUUCUCGGAUGGCGAAACCGUGCAAGAGAUCUCCACGGCCCUCAAGGCCUACAGUUAUCACUCCCGUGGCAAUGAGAUCAUGUAUAAUGGUUUCAAUGGCCAUAAGAUCAAUGCUCAGGUGUUCUUAGGACCCACGUACUACCAGAGACUGAAGCACAUGGUGGACGACAAGGUGCACGCCCGUGCCCGGGGUCCGGUACAGAUUCUCGUGCGCCAACCCAUGGAGGGACGUGCCCGUGACGGCGGUCUUCGAUUUGGCGAAAUGGAGCGCGAUUGUCAGAUCUCGCAUGGCGCUGCUUCUUUCCUGCACGAGCGGUUGUAUCAGCUUUCCGAUCCGUAUUCCGUUUACGUGUGCAACAGAUGCGGCAUGUUGGCAAUUGCCAAUAAGCAAACCGCAUCUUUCUAUUGUCGCCUGUGCAACGAUCGAGCGAUUGUUGCCAAGGUACGCAUGCCUUAUGCCGCAAAGCUGUUGAUCCAAGAGCUCGUCAGCAUGAAUAUAGCGCCGCGUUUGAAACUGAAGUGAAGAAGGACUCUUUCUACCUAUAUUUUAACUGCAAUGCUUCCAAUUAGCGCAGAAGCCUAUGAAUACAACGAAACACUUUAUUUAAAUACAGCACAUGAAUCAACCAUUACAGAAAUGUACAAGCUGAAGACACAGUCAACUAAUCCUACGAGUACAACAGUAUG
This is a messenger RNA of Scaptodrosophila lebanonensis, 3737 nucleotides long. Its product is annotated as DNA-directed RNA polymerase II subunit RPB2-like. Bases 1 to 3573 code for a protein of 1190 amino acids. Gene Ontology annotation, molecular function: DNA binding; ribonucleoside binding; DNA-directed RNA polymerase activity. The transcript has 2 exons. The record is from RefSeq and is a predicted model, not a curated record. Gene Ontology annotation, cellular component: RNA polymerase II, core complex. NCBI's taxonomy places the organism in Eukaryota, Metazoa, Arthropoda, Insecta, Diptera, Drosophilidae. Gene Ontology annotation, biological process: DNA-templated transcription.